AUGGCAACAGAAUUUACAAAAGCAACAAAUAAGAAGUUUUUGCAAGAGUACGACAUUACAGUUGAAGAUGAUUAUAAAGACACGUUCGAAGGGUACUAUGCUGACUUGAAAGGCAAUAAAAUAACAAAGAGUAAAGAAGAAUUAAUGAAAGAUUUUAAGACUGUUGCACAGAUUAAUUCUGAAUGUCCAGAAACCAUGAAUCCGUCCAUGUGGAAACACACGUUUUUAGACGACUUGGAAGGUGUUUUUGAAAUUGUUCCCAAUGAAAUUUAUCAAGUGAGAGCACGAUCGUUGGACUUUGCGAAUUUGACUGUAGUUAGAGGACAGAGUGGGUGGAUAGUUAUUGAUUGUAUGACGACUAAUUAUGCGAGUAGAACAUCAUUUAAUUUGAUAAGACAGACAGUAGAAGAUAUGAAGGCAUCUGCUAUAAUCAUCACACAUUCUCAUGGUGACCACUAUUUGGGUUUUGGAGGUGUAGGUAACGAAGACAUUCCACUCUACUUACCCGACAAAUUUGAUGAAAUGAUUUACGACGAGAGAGUGACUGCUGGGGAUAUCAUGAGUCGAAGAGCAAAGUACAUGUAUGGAUGUUAUGACCAACAUGCAAUUACACAUUGCACUACAAAUGUAACAUGUGCAGAAGGUGAACAUUUGACAUCAAUUCCCUAUUCAAAGCACACCACUUAUAUAAAAGAGAAUAUCACUCUGAACGUUGAUGGUGUUGAUGUGGAAUUUAUUAACACUCCUGAUACUGAGGCGCCUGCAAAUAUGAUGUGUUACUUCCCAAAAUUACAUGCACUUGCUGCUGCUGAUAACAUGUUGCAAUUCUUACACAACUUGUUGACAUUCAGAGGUGCCAAAGUGAGAAGUGGGAAAGUGUGGAGUAAAGUCAUUGAUGACACUAUAGUGAAAUAUGGUACAGAUGUCCAAGUGCACUUUGGAGGACAUGAUUGGCAUAUUUUGGGAAAUGCAAAGAUCAACAAGUAUUGGGAAGUCCAAAGAGAUAUGUUUAAAUAUCAACACGACCAAGCCUUGAGAUAUGCGAAUAAAGGAUACUCCCCUAAUGAAAUCGCAGAAAUAGUGGAAUUGCCAAAGAGUCUUUCUAAAUAUCAUUGUUGUAGAGGACUUUAUGGGAACGUUGGAUUUAAUGUGAAGUCCCAAUUUCAAAUGUAUCUUGGGUGGUACGAUAACAAUCCAGCACAUCUGAACGAACUUCCGCCAAAGGAAAUUGCUAUCAAGUAUGUUGAAGGGUUUGGAGGUGAAGAGAAGACAUUAGAAAUUGGUAAAAGAGCAUAUGAUAAAGGAGAAUAUAGAUGGGCAGCUACUGUUUUGAAUCAUUUGGUAUUUGCAAAUUACAAGAACAAAGAAGCGAAAGAGAUGCUUGCAAAGACUUACGACCAAUUGCAGUACCAAUCCGAAUGUGCUUCAUUUGCGUAUAAUUAUCAAGCUGCUGCAUAUGAACUGAGGCAUGAAGAUGCAAAAAGAAGCUAUCCAAGAGGAGUUUCUUUGCACGACCUCCCUUUAAGUGCUUUGAUGGAAUUCUUGACCGUUUGUGUCGAUCCAAAAAUACUUGGAGAAAUGAAUUCUUCCUUUGAAAUUAAGUUGGAAGACACAUGUGAAAGUGUUGUGCUAGUAGUCAGUAAUGGUGUUGUUCAUACACGCAAGUUAAGCGAAUUCAAAAAUGGUGUUAAAGGCAACAAAGAUGACGUAUGUGACUUAUUUGAGAAGAAAAUUUCAAUUGAAGAUGCAUUGAAAAAGGGCGUUGAAAUAAAAGGAAUGGAAGACGUUGAAAUUCUUAUUAAUGCCGUGGAGUUUAAAGUGAAUGAAUUCUUGUUGUGUGAUCCAAACAAACUUUAA
Messenger RNA from Entamoeba invadens IP1, 1857 nucleotides. RefSeq lists its product as hypothetical. The record is from RefSeq and is a predicted model, not a curated record. Gene Ontology annotation, molecular function: linear primary-alkylsulfatase activity; protein dimerization activity. The coding region runs from base 1 to 1857 and encodes 618 amino acids. Lineage: Eukaryota; Evosea; Mastigamoebida; Endamoebidae. The transcript has a single exon. Gene Ontology annotation, biological process: dodecyl sulfate metabolic process.